AUGGUGUACAAUUCGUUGACUGAUGUUCCUCACAACCUCAGGGAGGGUAUUGACUGGCUGAUAGCCUUGAAGGGUACUGAUGGUGAAAAGAACUUGGCGGCGAUGGGCUCUGCGCUUUACGAUUUGCUCGCAGACAAGCCUGUUGGCAAAAAAGUGUUACCAGCUCUCGAGCAGAUAAAGCCUAUUACUAAGCAAUUCUUAGAGAAACCGGGGCUGAAGGGCCACUGGUCCGUAAAGAGGCUGUUGGGGAGAUUUAGCGAACCUAUGAAUAAAACUAUUUUCAUGUGGUUCAAGCAUCAGUGGGGAUACUACGCAAGUGAUUAUGAAAACAUCAUACAGACGGAGGGUGUCAAACUUAAAGACAUGGUAGAGAACCUAGGUAAAGUUGUGCAUGGUACUGAGAAGUUCUUGGAUGAUAUAAAAAACCCUGACGAGUACAAGUCGGCUUACAGUUCGGAGGCGACGUGGGAUGCGUCAUGCGCAAAGAACCCGGAAGCGUGUGCUAUGGUUCUGGUUGGUAUUGCACCGAUGCUGUACGCAGGUCUACUAUGCUUGUGGAAUGCAAGCGAUGAUGCAGCCGAAAAAUGGCUGGUUAUCAAUGCUAACGAGCGUUUUGAAAAGCUAUUGAAAGCUUUGGAUUACAAAGAGCCGGAUUGCAAAGAUAAUCUGUCUGCUGCUGCUGUCCGCAAAGCCUUAUGCAGUUUGGAUAAUUCAGUGGACAUCCUCUACGACUUAGCUGGAUUUUGGGCAUUCUAUUAA
This is a messenger RNA of Babesia bigemina, 759 nucleotides long. RefSeq lists its product as hypothetical. The record is from RefSeq and is a predicted model, not a curated record. NCBI's taxonomy places the organism in Eukaryota, Apicomplexa, Aconoidasida, Piroplasmida, Babesiidae. The transcript has a single exon. The coding region runs from base 1 to 759 and encodes 252 amino acids.